AUGCGACCCUCUGUGGGCUUUGUGGGCCUACUGCUUGUGGUCGCUCCUACUGUACUCGCUCAAAUCGAAAACGCACCCGACCUAUCCACCGUCACGCAACCAGGAGGCGACGCAGCGACGAACGCACCAUCCGAAACCUCCGCAGCCGAGACAUCGCAGCCAGCGACAUCACAGCCAGCAACAUCAGAAGCUGCAACAACCUCACAAGCAGCCAGCUCUGAGACUACCGAGGCUGCAAGCACUGGAGAUGCGCCCUCCAGUACCGCCGCCCAGACAGGGUCUACAAGCGUCUUCAACCUUGUAGGCGCGCCAACACUGGCUGGUAUCGGUAUCCCGGACAUGAAAGUCCCAGACACAGCCGGUGCUGCCUUUAUGCAAAAGUCCGAUCUUCCAGAUGGAACCGUCUUCAUCUGCGUCGGUGCUAUUCUCGCCUUCUUCGGUGCGGCAGUGCUGGCGUGGCGUGGUCUCGUUGCGUGGUCGUUGCAUCGUUCCGUCAAGCGGGCGGCCAUGGCUCAAAAUAUAGCUGAUAUCAAGGCCAUGUCAGCGGUGCCUGGCAAGAAGCGGGGGAUGUACAAUGUGGUCGGAGCAAGUUCAACCAUGUCUCUAGAUCACCUAAACGCCGCUCCCAUUGGCAAGUCGUCGAAAGCUUUCGCCGGUGCGCCUGGGCAGAGGUCUGCAUCGUCUCUGUUCUUCUCUCCGACUGCAGGUGGCGCCGCCGGUAUACGGGAUUCUGUAGCAGCCCGAUCCUCCACCUACCUUCCUGCAGGAUACUACGCAUCUGGUAACGCUGCGCCGGCUGCUGGAUCACCGCAGAUGCACAUUGGCGGCCAGAACCCCAACAAUCUUUCAGCCCUCUCCCUCUCCACACCAGGGAACCGGUUCAGCGCGAGAUCUGGUAUGUCACCACCAGAAUCGCCAUCACUUCCUCCAUCCCGUGGAGGAUACGCACGCGCACCACCAUCACGAGAUGGCCUGUCCGUAUAUAACCGCAACAGCGUCGCAACUCUCGGUCAACCUGGUAACACAAGAAGCAUCUAUGGCCAGGACGGCCACGCCGUAAGCCAGUUGUCGCUAAAUGUACCCGGCGGCACAAACGUCCCUGGUGGCCGCACUCCUAGUGGUUAUCUAGACGACCUGUUCGAAAACCAUGGCACUGGAUCAAGAGAGCGAUUCUAG
Alternaria atra is the source of this 1176-nucleotide messenger RNA. RefSeq lists its product as uncharacterized. The record is from RefSeq and is a predicted model, not a curated record. Lineage: Eukaryota; Fungi; Ascomycota; Dothideomycetes; Pleosporales; Pleosporaceae. The transcript has a single exon. Gene Ontology annotation, cellular component: fungal-type vacuole. The coding region runs from base 1 to 1176 and encodes 391 amino acids.